Enterobius vermicularis (human pinworm) is the source of this 960-nucleotide messenger RNA. The record is from the annotation of a GenBank genome assembly. NCBI's taxonomy places the organism in Eukaryota, Metazoa, Nematoda, Chromadorea, Rhabditida, Oxyuridae.
AUGUUGGGUGGCUCAUCUUCAGCCUAUCGACGAUAUCUUUUGUGGGUUUCUUAUGAUGGUUCAAAGUUUACAGGAGUAGCUGGAAUUGAAAAUGGGAAUAGCGUCGUUGGAUUUAUUGUUGCUGCUUUGCGCCGAAUAUUUCCAAACAGUAGUGAAAUAGUGAAAGCAACACAGUCUAGUAGGACAGACAGUGGUGUUCAUGCAAAUAGUAAUGCCCUUUGCGUUCAAGUACCGGCGGAAGGCAUUGGCAGUAAUAAGGAAGAACUGUUAACGCAAUUAAACUUUCUUGCUACAGACUGCCUUCCUGGUUGCCUAAACAUCUUAGAUGUUAGAGCUGUUUCAGAUGGAUUCUGUGUUAGACGACAUGCACUCUAUAGAGAAUAUAAAUAUAGACUCCUUGUCGCUCAAAACGAAAUUGCUUGGGAAAUGGGAAGAUCGGCUUCUCUGACCUCUUUCGCAGAAAAAAAUUAUUCCUGGAUUUUGCGUAGUGGUUUUGAUCCCUACAAGGCUUCAUUUGCCUGUCGUUUCUUCCAAGAUACGCAUAAUUUUGCUUCGUUUAUGAAAUACCCUUCUAAGGAAAAGAUGAAGGAUUUGGUGGUUCCAUCUACCACCAGAAAGAUUCAAUAUUUCAGUAUAGAUUCCGGUCAUUCUAAGUAUGCCGGUGAUGACGGGUUUGACUGUUAUGAAGUUACGAUAGUAGCAAAGUCUUUUUUGCGGCAACAGGUUCGCCGAAUGAUUUCUGUGUUAGUAGCCUAUUCUUAUGGAUAUAUUACUUUGGAGGUUUUUAAAUCAUUGUUGGCUGAUCCGUGUCCCCAAAAGUUCCAUAACUACGGAUUUAAACCUGCUCCUGCGGGAGGUCUUUUUCUAGAGAAGGUUGUGUAUGACGAGAGGUCGUUUUUAUAUCCUGUUCCGUAUAUGCAGGGACUUUGGUCAGGUGAAGAUUUACCAUCCAAUGGGUGA